Molecule: messenger RNA, 1158 nt
Organism: Thermochaetoides thermophila DSM 1495
Lineage: Eukaryota; Fungi; Ascomycota; Sordariomycetes; Sordariales; Chaetomiaceae
Exons: 4
Coding region: 1-1158 (385 amino acids)
Biological process (GO): NADPH regeneration
Cellular component (GO): cytoplasm
Molecular function (GO): oxidoreductase activity; nucleotide binding
Source: RefSeq, a predicted model, not a curated record
AUGAAGCCUCUGAAUGUCUUGAUGGUUGGUACAGGCGAGUACACCACCGGCUUUGUCGGCGGUGGUGCCUCGAGUUCAGACAAAAAGAUUGGAGUUGUAGGGCUCUGCAUGUUUGAUCUUAGGCGGCGAGGCAAAGUGGGAAAACUGGGCAUGGUGGGUGUCAAUGGGACGAAGUUUCCUGCCAUUAGGAAGCACCUCUAUGAGAAUAUCUCUCUCGUCUAUAACGGCAUGGACACCUCGUUCGAGUCCUGGCCUGCCGAUGACACAAUUGACCCUGAAGCAUACAAGAAGGCCAUUGACGCCCUUUCGCCUGGAGACGCUGUCACUAUCUUCACACCAGAUACGACACAUUUUCCUAUUGCCCUCUACGCUAUCGAGCGCGGCAUCCACGUCAUGAUAACCAAGCCAGUUGUCAAAUUGCUCGAGCACCAUGUUGCCCUUAUUCAGGCCGCUGAGAAGCAUGGUGUAUUUGUUUACAUGUCACAGCCUAAGUCUCAACUCGAAACGUUCAAGGCUUGGGCCGGCGUUGAUUCCGAUAUCUCGUACUAUCUGAACAGUCACCACAUCGAUAUUUGCGACUCAAUGGUCUCUCCCUUGGGCUACGUCCCAGUUAAAGUCUCAGCUUCUGCUUCAAAAGGUGUUGCAACGAGCCUUGGAUGCAACGAAGCAACCGAGGAUACAAUCUCAUUACUUGUUCACUGGGAGAAGAAGGGAGACCCCACCAAGCACGCAACAGCAGUCUACACCGCCUCGUGGACAGCUCCUCAGAGAGCCGGAGUACAUUCGAAUCAGUAUUUCCACUAUCUCGCCAAAGGCGGUGAGAUCAAUAUCAAUCAAGCAAAACGUGGCUAUGAUGUGGCCGAGGACUCGGCAGGACAAGUCGUAUGGUACAAUCCUUUUUACAUGCGGUAUGCGCCUGAUGAGAACGGGAACUUCAACGGCCAGAGUGGAUAUGGAUAUGUCUCAAUAGAAAAGUUCGUCGAUGCAUGCCGUUCUAUCAAUGCUGGCAUCAGCAAACCUGCAGAUUACGAUAAUAAGGGUUUGCCAACACUGAAAAACACCAUUGCGACCACGGCCAUUCUUGAAGCUGGCAGGCGGAGUAUUGAUGAGAAUCGGGAGAUUCGAAUCGAAUCUGGGGACUCGUGGAAGUUGAUUUGA